Molecule: messenger RNA, 3894 nt
Organism: Brassica rapa (field mustard)
Lineage: Eukaryota; Viridiplantae; Streptophyta; Magnoliopsida; Brassicales; Brassicaceae
Product: 4-hydroxybenzoate polyprenyltransferase, mitochondrial
Biological process (GO): ubiquinone biosynthetic process
Cellular component (GO): mitochondrial inner membrane
Molecular function (GO): 4-hydroxybenzoate polyprenyltransferase activity
Source: RefSeq, a predicted model, not a curated record
UAUCAAUAAUGGUAUUUAGUUAUAAUUUUCAGUUCAUUAAAAUUAUCUAUGUAAUUAUUUUUGUGAAACAUAUGAUAUUAGAUGAUGAUUUUAUGUUUUAAAAAAUAUUUUAUUAUUAAUCAUUUGAUAAACAUUCAUAAUAAAAUAUUAUUAUGUUAUAUAAAAGAAUGUCUAAAUUUUUACCUUUUAAAAUUGUUUUGUGAAGUUGUGUUUUAUAUACAUAAGUAAAUAUAUCUUAAAAAAAUUUCUAGAUAUUUUAUUUUAAUGUUUUUGGGAAAAGAUAAAAGGUAAUAAAAUUUAAACUCGUUUAUAUAUAAAAACUAGAGUAAUUAUAUUUGAUAUACACGAUAAAAAAAUUAUUUAGGUGAUCGAUUUCGUACUGUUUCAUUUUCCUUAUAUCCCAAAAGUAACCCUAUAAAAUAGAUCGUCCAAAUAUGACUUCUCUAUACUACAAAAACACUAUUUUACGUAGCUGUCAUAUACAUCACAUCUCUCUGUCCACCUGUCUCUCCCUCUCCAUGCAUUUUUCUCUCCAUCUCUCCUUAUCCUGAUUUUUUUUUAAAAUUCACUUUCAUUUUUAUCAGAUCCCACAUACUAUUAAUAAAAAACUUUUAAAAUUGUUCACUUCUUAGAAUAAAUGUAUGAACAUGUCCAUUCAUUAUUAAAACAAUAAUUAAUAAAAUUUGUUAAGUUAUAUUUUAUUUAUGAAAAAAUAAUAUUAAUUGUCAAAAAAAUAAAAAAAUGUUGUUAAAUACCGUUUGUUAAACCAUAAAUCUUAAACUUUAUAUCUUAAAUCUUAAGAUUCACCCCUGAGAAUUUAUAGAUUAGAGUUUAGGAUUUAAAGAUCAACUUCUAAAGUUUAAGGUUUGCAGCUUAGGGCUUAUGAUUUUGCUAACAAUGUGUAGGGGUUUGCUAACUCUGUUAUCAAUGUCAUUUUUUUUCCUUGCUUAGGCAAUUAAUUUUAAUUAAUUUUUAUUUUUUAUAAACAAAAUAAGACUUGACAAUUUUUAUUGACUAUUAUUUUAAUGGUGUAUGCACUCGUUUAUUUCAGGCUGUACUUGUGCGUUCAUUAUUAAAAUGAUAAUCAAUAAAAAUUUGCUAAGUCAUAGAUAUUUCAUAAUUUCACAAAUGUGUAAUAUGAUAUUUAUUUUGUUUCAUUUUAUUUGGGUUUAAGAUUUAUAUUUGGAUUUAGGGUUUAGUGAUUAGAAUUUAGGAUUCAGUAUUUAGAAGGUAGAAUGAAAUUAGGAUGAACAUUAGAUUUUGAUAUUUGAGUUUAGGGUUUAUUUUUAAAUUUAGGGUUUAAUUUUUGGUUUAGGAUUUAGUGAUUAGAGUUUAUGAUUUAGUAUUUAGAGAGUGAAAGUGAAAUUAGGAUCAACUUUAAAUUUUAAUAUUUGGGUUUAGGAUUUAAUUUUUGGUUUAAAAUUUAGUGAUUAGAGUCUACUGAUUAGUAUUAAAUCUGCAAGAUACAUGUUCAUUUAAUGAUUGAUGUAUAUAUGAUAGCAUAGUUAGCAUCACAUUUGAUUUUACUGACACCAAACCUGCCCUCCUUCAUCCAGAGACCAAAAAAAAACUCUGCAGUAAACCAACCACCUCUUCACGCGCCAUCCUGAUUUCAUCGACCACUACAUUAGGGCUAUUAAGGUAAAAAUCCACUAUCAUGAUUUUCAUAUAUUUAAUUAAGUCACAUCAUUGCAUACUUACCUAAUUAAAUUCUUAUCUAUGUAUAUUCACCUAAAUAACUCUAAAAACUAUAAUUUUAUAUUUUAUAAAUAUUACUUUUUCUUAUUUAUGUGCUUUUGAAAAAAAUGAAAAUUUAGUUAAUUGUUUUUAAUUUAAUUAAAAAAAAGAAAUAAAAAUAGUUGUUAUUAAUAGAAAUCGUAAAUAAUUUUUUUAGUUUAUUAAAAGUAAUUAUGUAAUUAACUAUUUUGAGAAUUAACGUGAAUGCGACACAUAGAAAAAUAACUUUUCAAAUAAUAUUAUAAAGAUUUACCUGUUUGGUAAAAUUAUUAAUCAUAAUUUUAUAUAUAUAUAUAUAUUUUUUUGGACAACUCUCUAAUAUAUUAUAUUGAUUAAUAAAAAGUAGACAAAAGAUUGGAAAAAUAAACAGACUAUAAUAUGUUUCCUCAACAGUCCCAAAUUUUUCUGGCCCAUUGGUAUCAACUCAUUAUGGGCCUGGUCAGAUAGAAUGGUGCACAGGCCCAUUACUGAUCCAUCCGAGUUACUAGAGAAUUUCUAGCUGCCGAGAGGUGCUCGCUCCUCCACGCCGGAGUCGUUGUUAACCGGCAAACACACUUCCUCUCUCUCUAAAAGAUGUCGUUUUUCCGACUCUCCCGUGUUUCACGGCGGUUGUUGAAACCAUCCGUGUCGGCAACUCCAUCUUCAAGUUCUGUUUUCCACUCUCAACAACAAAAUAUAUACUUGUCACAACCCGUUACUACUACUACUACACGGCAUUGCAUCAACCCUUUGCUUAAGUAUCCUCUAUGGAGUCGUGACCACGAAGUGUGGAGUAAAGGGAGGGACUUUCAUCAUGAGAAGCUUCUUGGCGUUGGCUGGAACUAUAGAUUAGUAGCUGGAAUGUCUUCGGUUGUGGAGGGGAAUCCUAAGAAAGACGACAAGGAGGAGAAGAGUGGUGGUGUUGGUGGUGUUAAGGAAGCUUCUAAUUGGGUUGAUUUGUAUUUGCCUGAGGGAGCUAGAGGUUAUGCUAAGCUUGCUCGUUUGGAUAAACCCAUUGGGACUUGGUUGCUUGCUUGGCCUUGUAUGUGGUCAAUUGCGUUGGCUGCUGAUCCUGGAAGCCUUCCGAGUUUUAAAAUGAUGAGUUUAUUCGGUUGCGGUGCAUUACUUCUUAGAGGUGCUGGUUGUACUAUAAAUGAUCUGCUUGACCGGGACAUUGAUACAAAGGUUGAUCGAACAAGAUUAAGACCUAUUGCAAGUGGUCUUUUGACACCAUUUCAAGGGCUUCAGUUUCUUGGGCUACAGUUGCUUUUAGGUUUAGGGAUUCUUCUCCAACUUAACAAUUACAGCCGUGUUUUAGGGGCUUCAUCUUUGUUACUUGUCUUCUCCUACCCACUUAUGAAGAGGUUUACAUUUUGGCCUCAAGCAUUCUUAGGUUUGACCAUAAACUGGGGAGCAUUGUUAGGAUGGGCUGCAGUUAAAGGAAGCUUAGAACCAGCUGUUGUUCUCCCUCUUUAUCUCUCAGGAGUCUGCUGGACCCUUGUGUAUGAUACUAUCUAUGCACAUCAGGACAAAGAAGAUGAUGUGAAGGUUGGUGUGAAGUCAACAGCUCUUAGAUUCGGUGAUAAUACAAAGCUUUGGCUUACUGGAUUUGGCACAGCAUCCAUGGGUUUGCUUACACUUUCUGGACUCAGUGCAGAUCUCGGGUGGCAAUAUUACGCAUCACUGGUCGCUGCAUCAGGACACUUAGGAUGGCAAAUAGGGACAGCUGACUUGUCAUCUCGCACUGACUGCAGUAAAAAGUUUGUGUCGAACAAGUGGUUUGGUGCUAUUAUAUUCAGUGGGGUUGUACUCGGAAGAACUUUUCAGUAGAGAUCUAUCUGUUAGUGAAAUAGAGGACAUGGCCACCCUCAGGCUCCAAAAGCUAAAGGCGCGUUUUUUUCCAAAACAUGGAAGAAGCCUUUGUCAGAUAAGCGUUGACAGAGUAACCCUCUGGACUGGACUCUUCUCAUUAGUUUCUGGUUCUGUUAAUAGGAACUGGGAUUCAUGUCUUUGUUUACAAGGAUGUUUGUUUAUCCAUACUCAUUCAAAGUGUUGACACUUGACAGAGUAAACCUCUGGACAGAAUAGAGUCUUGCUUUAAAAUAGUUGUAUCAAUUAUUUGAAAGUUACAUGAUUAUUUACCCCUAUUGGUUGUAUAAAUUUAAUUUCAAUCUCAAA